AUGCAGCAUGGAGAUACAGAAGCUUCCUCAAUUGGUACACGUGUUAUUUUACCUUCUUCUUUCACUGGUGGUAGAAGAUAUAUGUUUAACAAUUGUCAAGAUGCUAUGGCAAUUUGUAAGCAUUUUGGUUAUUCGGAUCUAUUUAUGACAAUGACGUGCAAUCCAAAUUGGUCUGAAUUUCAAAGAUAUACGAGUGUUGAUGGUAUUCCAAUUGUUGAGCGUCCAGAUAUUUCAUGUCAAGUUUUUCAUGCGAAAGUGAAGUGUUUAUUAGAAGAUUUGAAAAGUGGUGUUUUCUUUGGGCCACUUAAUGCAGGAAUGUAUACAAUUGAAUUUCAAAAGAGAGGAUUGCCGCAUGCACAUAUUUUGCUUUGGCUUGAUGGGAGGAGUAGAUUGCAAUCAAGUGAAAUAAUAGAUGAAUUGAUAUGUGCGGAACUACCUAAUCCUGCAAAAUAUCCUCUGCUUUAUGAUGUGGUAACAAAAUUUAUGAUUCAUGGUCCGUGUGGUCAACUUCGGUUUAAUUUUCCUUGCAUGCAAGAUGGUAGAUGUUCUAAGUUUUAUCCUAAGCAGUUUGUUAAUGAAACUUACUUUGAUCAAGAAGGAUAUCCCAUAUAUAAACGGUGUGAUCUUGGUGUGACCUAUAAAACAUAUGGUGUUGAAGUUGAUAAUAGAUUUGUUGUGCCAUAUAAUCCGCUACUUUUGAUGAAGUAUCGUGCUCAUAUUAAUUUGGAGUUUUGUAACAAAUCGAAUGUUAUUAAAUAUUUAUUCAAAUAUGUUAAUAAAGGUCCUGAUCGCAUAACAGCAACAUUGAGUAAUAGUAAUAUUGGGAAUCAACACUCUCACGCAAUUGAUGAGAUUAGAGAAUACUUUGAUUGUCGGUACUUAUCUCCAUGUGAGUCUAUUUGGAGGCUUUUUGUUUAUGAUAUUCAUCAUCGGUGGCCAUCUGUUCAAAGGUUAAGUUUUCAUUUACCGAAAAAGCAACAUGUUAUUUUUGAUGAUCGUGACUCAAUAAGCUCAGUUUUAGUCAGGAAUAGAGAUUUGGUUACUAUGUUUAUUGCUUGGAUGUUAGCUAACAGGACCUAUUCGGAGGGAAGACAUUUAACAUAUGUUGAGUUCCCACAACAUUUUGUUUACAUUGUUGACAAUAGAGAAUGGAGACCACGACAAAGGGGAUUUUCAGUAGACAGGUUAAGUUUUGUUCCACCAUCAACUGGUGAAUUGUUUUAUAUGCGCCUAUUACUAAACGUGCUGAAAUUGUCAUGGCUUCAAUAA
Messenger RNA from Arachis stenosperma, 1269 nucleotides. RefSeq lists its product as uncharacterized. Lineage: Eukaryota; Viridiplantae; Streptophyta; Magnoliopsida; Fabales; Fabaceae. The record is from RefSeq and is a predicted model, not a curated record. Bases 1 to 1269 code for a protein of 422 amino acids. The transcript is spliced from 2 exons.